GGCGCUGUGUGGGGCGCCGCCAUCUUCUCGUCCCCGCCGUCCGCUGAGCGCCGCCGCCGCAAUGCCGGACGACCCGGACCUGGAGGUGUACAAAGCACCGCCGAGCCGUACGCCGGUCACGGAGAGCACCUCGGCGCUGCCCAACCCGGUCACCUUCAUUCAGACCGUGUUCAACUAUGUCAUCGACGCGCCCGUUACCUUCGUGCGAGGUACAGACGGGCUCGGGCACACCGGGCUGAGCGCGGCCCUUCCGCUCCCAUCGGAAGGGCCGCGACGCGAUGUGGGGACGGGGGCAUCAGUACGGGAUGGAGAGUGGAUCGAGCGCCAGCAAGCCAAGAACAAGUCCUAUUACUACCACCAGAAGUUUCGCCGUGUGCCCGACGUGAGCGAGUGCUUGGAGGGGGACUACCUCUGCUUCUACGAGGCUGAAGCGCAGUGGAGAAGGGACAGGUUGGUGGAUCAGCAAAUCGUGGAGAUAGUCCGGGAAAGGCUCGGUGCAUGCAAGCAGAGGGAAGGACCAAACCAGUUUCAGAAUUGUGCCAAGGAGGCAGAGCAGCUUGCACAGGUUACCAAAGCCUAUCAGGAAAGAUACGGUGAUCUUGGUGUCCACGGAAAUGCCAGGACAUGUCUGAUGAAGCAGAAGCACAGGAUGAUAGAAGAAAUGAAGGCGCAAGAAAAUGCAUCUCAGUAGAUCUGGAUACAGAAUAGUUGGCACCUCCCUCACUGGUGCUUUUAUCAAAUCUUGUGUUGCAUCUGUGAACUGUGAUGCUGUACAAUAAACUUACAAACCCAAACAUCUGCCA
Molecule: messenger RNA, 803 nt
Organism: Gallus gallus (chicken)
Lineage: Eukaryota; Metazoa; Chordata; Aves; Galliformes; Phasianidae
Gene: NDUFB10
Product: NADH:ubiquinone oxidoreductase subunit B10
Exons: 4
Coding region: 62-691 (209 amino acids)
Source: RefSeq, a predicted model, not a curated record